GCCGCUCGUUUUCGAGAGUGUGUUAACACCCGAAACAAUCAGUGUUCAGCCCGAAGUUGUGACGCCGCAGACGCCACACGUCGUAAGCAGUGGGAUUGCUGUUCCGGAAGAUCGUCCUGCAACGGCAGACAGCGAAGCAGCUCACCUUCGACCGAAAACAGGUGAAAACGCCGACUCAAAGCUACGACCGUGUCCGCGCGGGAAAUUAGUACAACAGACUAGAAGCAAUAGGACUGUGAUGAGUGUUUCUUUGAGUCUCGAGGCAGAAAGCUCUGGGAGAAUGACGGAGCCGCUAUCGGGUUCUGGCUCCGGUCGCCGUCGACGGCCGCCUGCACUGGAUUCCGACGUUGCGCCGCCCACUCCAGGUGCUACGGGGCCAGGGCGCCUGGGCGUAUUCCGACGUGAGAACAGCCCGUUGAGCGAGCCAGAUUGCAGACCGCGGUCUUCGCCGUCAUCCUGGCAAGAUUUUUCCUUUUCGCCUGAGGUGCGAAGUGCCUGUGCUCCAGGUUCGCCGUAUGUGCACAGCUCAAAGCUGGACCGUUUUCGACCACGACCUGGCCAAACUCAGCAGAUUCGCGCACGGCGUCUGAUGUCUCCCGCUGCUCGGUCACCCAGUGGUCAGGCGCCGGCGCUCCCAGCGCCGAUCGCGGUACGUGUGCGCGUCCUCGGAUCGAAAGGCGUUGAAAAGUUUGCGUACAACGUGCGCUCGGACGAAGUUGAAUCAGAGGCUGACCUAAUCGCACGCGUAGAAGAUCGCCUGAUUACCACGUGGGGCUGGACCGCUGUAUCGCGCGAAGAGUAUAGCCAGUAUGUGCGUCUUGUGCAGGCCGAUGGGACACCCAUAGUCCAUGGUGUUGAUCAAGAACAUAAUGGAGGCGUAGUACAGGAAGAUGAGGAGCCGGAGAGCACUGCUACUGGAGCAGCGGAGGGUGGAAGAACGAAUAUCGACAGCACGACUGGAGCAGCGGGCUCCAUGUUGUCCACCGCUAGUGCAAAGCUGGAGGCGUACUUCGCGGCACGCGCCCUGUACCACCAGCACCAGUAUCACCAAGCAUUUAGUGCAGAGAUGGCUGGCAGUGGCGCGAGUGGCAGUGGCUGUUUUGCGCUACCGAUCUGGCCGGGGGAAGAAGUGCCGGCCUCCGUUACCAGCUCGGACAACGAGCAGUGCCUCCCUAUGCAGCGCGUGCUGUCACGCGAAAGUACCACGACAGACGCAGACUUUCAGUCUGCGGCGAGCCGGCAGUCGACCCCGUCCAGUGAUCACUCUUUCGCUUCACUCUACAGCGUGCGUGCGGCAGCCGCAUCGCCAAUACCAGAUACCGCGGGAAUCUCGCAUAUGAUGCCUAGUGGAGAUCAAUUAC
Amoebophrya sp. A25 is the source of this 1361-nucleotide messenger RNA. Lineage: Eukaryota; Dinophyceae; Syndiniales; Amoebophryaceae. The record is from the annotation of a GenBank genome assembly.